Messenger RNA from Salmo salar (Atlantic salmon), 9928 nucleotides. Its product is annotated as IQ motif and SEC7 domain-containing protein 2. NCBI's taxonomy places the organism in Eukaryota, Metazoa, Chordata, Actinopteri, Salmoniformes, Salmonidae. The record is from RefSeq and is a predicted model, not a curated record. Gene Ontology annotation, biological process: actin cytoskeleton organization; regulation of ARF protein signal transduction. Gene Ontology annotation, molecular function: guanyl-nucleotide exchange factor activity.
GGGAGCGCUCCUGAGCACCACGCGCGCUCAGGACAGUUCACAGAUUUGCAAGGAGUCAAUAUCUUCGUUUAUCUGUGCCACCACUAGUGCGAAGUUACCGCAACUGUAGUUGAAAAUCGUUUGCUAAAUGCACUUUAUUUUUAUCAUAGGGGAUUUUAGAAAUUAGCAGAGGACUAUUUUAUUGGUUUCCCUGAAACGUCGCGACACAGGCAAGUGGAAACUCCUUAUACCGAUAAAGUAUGUAUAUUGAAGACGUGUGAACUAUUUUACAUUUAUAUUAUUAUUCAGCUAACAAUUUUAUAAAAGAAACUGGACUGUCGAAAGAUUUGUAGAGGACUCGAUCGAGUAGGCAAUUAUCCGUUAUGGAUGCGUGACGUUGAUCGCAGUGCGGUGAUAUACAAGGAACACUCGGGCAAAGCUGUAGCCUAAAAGCCAAUCUCAGGCUCUUGGAUGUGGUCUGUACAGGGCAGGGGUGAGGACUUGGACCUCAACUAUGAAAUGAAUCAGUCGUCCAACGUCUUCAUUUCCCCCCCCCCAAAGACACAUCUAGUCAUGGGGUGAAGAGGAUGAGGUAGAGACUGCGGGAUAGUCUGUAUGGGAGGGAACAUGGAAUAUUCUCUAUUAUAUAAUCUUUGACAAAAACUGCUUAUUAGUGGGAGACCAUUACAAGCCAUUUUGCCUGACCCCUUUCCCCUUUCCCUUUUUAGCAGGAGAAACAGGCAACGUUUAGUGAUCAUUAAUACUUUAGGAAAUAAUCAAUGUAUUUGCACCACAACACUUGGCUGUUGAGAUCAUAACACAUCUCGACUGAAGUUAACAAGGAGAACACGGGUUUAUGAAAAGUGCCACUGGUGUGUAUUCUCUUUAUUUGACUGAUCUUUUAUUACACAGUAACCCCCUAUGUUUGCCUCUCCAUAAGAGAGAAUAAUAUUGAAUUGUCAAGAUGGCUAAGGUGCAUUUAUUGUUUCAGAUUUCAACUAUACCUCUCUGUCUCUUUUCUCUGCGAUGAUCCAUCUCUCUUUUAUUGUUUGAUUUUGGUUGAUCAUCUGGAAUAAUGACACCUGCCACCCAAAGCCCUGGAUUUCAAUCCUCCAACAUCCUUCAACAUGCUGAAUUUAAAGACACUAAGUAUUCAGCUAACCCCACUCAGUUGUACCCCUUACUUGUUUUUCAACUUUGCACCGUUGUCUUGGUUUAGCAAUCUCUUAUGGACCUAGAACAAUUGCAGCCAACCCCAUCUUGCAUUGUGAUAUUUGAUAUGUAAUAAUUAGAGAAACUAUCGACACACUCUGUUGUGUCCCUUGACCUCUCUGAAUCUCUGAAAGGCUUUUUGCGUAAAGUAGAAAGGGACAAAAACAAUCUUCAAGUUCAUCUUCUUCCAGCCCCCCUGUCCGUCCUCCCCUCUCCCCCCCCACUCAUCAGGGCUGGUGGGGGGGUGGGAUCUGGAGCUCCAGGGUCGUAGCGGCGGAGGUGGUGGUACCCUGGAGCCUCCCUGGAGCAAGGCCUCCCACCAUGGAGACCAGCCCCGAGAGCCCCAACCGUGCCGUGGAGUACCUCUUAGAGCUCAACAACAUCAUCGAGAGCCAGGCCAAGCUCCUGGAGACACAGCGGCGGCGCAUCGAGGAGCUGGAAGGCCAGCUGGACCGAGUCAGCCAGGAGAACCAGGACCUGAGGCUGGAAAGACCCACUCCUCCACGAGCCCCGGAGCUCCCCGAACAGAACCAUACCAACACCAACCACAGAGCAGAGAAGCCCCUCUCCCUGCCCAUCCACCCUGGCAGCAGUAGUGGAGGUAAUGGCAGCACCACCAGCCCUGUCGCCAUCCCGUCCCCCGCGGUGGUGGUGCCCCCUGCAGGGCCGAGCCGGGAGAGACGUACCCACACCAGGCUGACCCGGGGCAUGUCCUGUGGCUCGAACCCAGCCGAGAGGGAGCAGCGGGAGAGACUGGAACACACAGACAGCUCCGAUACCAACAGCUCCACCAUCCGCAGAAAUGUGGAAGCAGAAACCCGAUGUGUGGAACCGCCAGGGCCCCACAUAGACGGCCCUUACAGCCAGACCACAGCGUACCUGCGUGGCACCGAGCGCUACAGUGACAACAGCAGGUGUCCUGGUCCUCCAGGCCCCCGGGGGCUUCCGUGUGUGGCCCCUCCCAGCUCGGCCAGCCUUGCCUGGGCCCUGCGAACACGUCAUCAGCCUGCCAGUCUGGCCCUCCGCAAGCAAGAGGAGGAGGAGAACAAGAGGUGUAAGGCCAGUCUCUCUGACAGCUAUGAGCUCUCCACAGACCUACAGGACAAGAAGGUGGAGAUGUUGGAGAGAAAGUACGGUGGCUCCUUCGUGAGCCGCAGAGCAGCCCGGACCAUCCAGACGGCCUUCCGCCAGUACCGUAUGAACAAGAACUUUGAGCGCCUCCGCAACUCGGCGUCCGAGAGCCGCAUGACGCGACGCAUCAUCCUGUCCAACAUGCGGCUGCAGUACUCAUUUGACGACCGCCAGGCGCAGCAGCAGGGGGCCGGAACACAGACAAACUUCACACACAGUGUGGGUAUCGGUCCUCCUCAUUCACCUGACACAGAGCGGACAGGAGACUACACACACCUAGAAGACUCCUUCUCCAAACAGGUAAAGUCCCUGGCUGACUCCAUAGAUGACGCCCUGACCUGCCGUGGAGGGCGGGAUGACUCCCAAGAGGGUAGCAGGGAGGGCGGAGGCAUCAGUGAUGACUUUGGGGAGUGUGUGUGGAGCAGCAGCAGUAACCCCUCAUCCCGCAGAGGCCUGGGUGAGAGAUCUCGAGGAGGUGGUGGAAGCCUCAGCAUGCAUGGAGACAGCACAGCAACCUCCUACAGUGAUGUCACUCUAUACAUGGAUGACUGCAUGCCCUCCUCGCCCCUGUCUCUGGACCGGGCCCCCAGCAGCACAGACACAGAGUACUGGGGCCCCAGGGGGGGCGUGGGGGGCCGUGAGGACAGCAGGGAUACUGAGGGAGGGGGUAGUAGUAACAGCCGUCGCAGCACCCCCUGCACGGAGUGUCGAGACUACCGUCUAAGGGGCGCCCACCUGCCCCUGCUCACCAUCGAGCCCCCCAGCGACAGCUCCGUGGACACUAGCGACCGUUCAGACCGUGGCUCCCUCAGCAGACAGAUCUAUGAGCAGGAGCCAGCAGGAGGAGCAGGCUCUCCUCAGGGAACCCUGAAACACUCCCCUAACACUCCCCGCCCUGUCUCCACAGCAGCAGCGCAGGGCCAGACCCGCGCCCCUGGCCGGGGCCCCCCCCCUGCCCACUCACAUCCCCCAUCACGUGGCACACCACCAUCACCACCACCCUCACCACCACCAGUACCCAGACACCCCCUCGUCCUCGUCCUCCCCCCAGCAGCCCCCCACCACCCCCCUGUCUCCUCCUCCUCUGCUGCGCUGCCCCCUGGUGGCCUAGAACAGCCCUGUCUGUCUGACGGGGACAACGACUCUCUCAACUCCACCACCAACUCCAACGAGACGGUGAACUGCAGCUCUGGCUCCUCGUCUCAGGACAGCCUGAGGGAGCCCCUACCCCCCCUGGGCAAGCAGACCUACCAGAGGGAGAGUAGACACAGCUGGGACUCACCGCCAUUCAACAACGACGUGGUGCAAAGACGCCAGUACCGCAUCGGACUCAACCUAUUCAACAAGAAGCCAGAGAAAGGGAUCCAGUACCUGAUCGAGAGAGGCUUUGUGUCCGACACUCCGGUUGGGAUCGCUCGCUUCAUCCUGGAGAGGAAGGGCCUGAGCAGACAGAUGAUUGGAGAAUUCCUUGGUAACCGGCAAAAACAGUUCAACAAGGACGUACUGGAUUGUGUGGUGGACGAGAUGGAUUUCUCUGGGAUGGACCUGGACGAUGCUCUGAGGAAGUUCCAGGCCCAGAUCAGAGUUCAAGGAGAAGCCCAGAAAGUAGAGAGGCUCAUAGAGGCUUUCAGUCAGCGGUACUGUGUGUGUAACCCAACGCUGGUCCGCCAGUUCCAGAAUCCAGACACAAUCUUCAUCCUGGCCUUCGCCAUCAUCCUCCUCAACACGGAUAUGUACAGCCCCAACGUUAAGGCAGAGAGGAAGAUGAAGAUAGAGGACUUCAUCAAGAACCUCAGAGGAGUGGACAACGGCCAGGACAUUCCCAGGGAUUUAUUGGUUGGGAUCUACCAGCGCAUCCAGAAGUGGGAGCUAAGGACCAAUGAUGACCACGUGUCCCAAGUGCAGGCAGUGGAGAGAGUCAUAGUAGGCAAAAAGCCUGUGAUGUCUCUGCCACACCGCAGGCUGGUAUGCUGCUGUCAGCUCUAUGAGGUGCCUGACCCCAACCGACCCCAGAGGACAGGAGUUCACCAACGGGAGGUCUUCCUGUUUAAUGACCUGCUGGUGGUAACUAAGAUUUUCCAGAAGAAGAAGACUUCUGUGACGUACAGUUUCAGACAGUCCUUCCCUCUAGUGGAGAUGCAAGUCCACAUGUUCCAGAACUCCUACUACCUCCACGGUAUCCGCCUGACCUCAGCAGUGUUGGGUGGGGACAGUAAGGUCCUUAUCGUGUUCAUGGCGCCCAGUCAGCAGGACCGCACCCGCUUUGUCAGUGACCUGAGAGAGAGUAUAGCUGAGGUGCAGGAGAUGGAGAAGUACAGAGUAGAGUCUGAGUUGGAGAAGCAGAAAGGGGUGAUGAGGACUGGCCUGCUGACCGGCUUGGUUGGAGGCGGAGUGGGGGUGAAGGGUGAGGUGGUGAACGGCACCCUGGGAAGGCCCAGUCUAGAUGACAACUACUCUGCGGGAGAGGGACUGAAACGCUCCGCACUCAGCUCAUCUCUCCGAGAUCUAUCAGACGGAGGGAAACGUGGUCGCAGUAACAGUGUUGGCUCCCUCGACAGUACCAUGGAAGGUUCCAUCAUUAGCAGCCCCCGGCCCCACCAGUGUUACCCGGUUCCGGGCGUGAUCCCAGGCUGCUACCCUACAGAAGACUACCGGCCGCAUCGCCCCAUCCUGAGCCCCGGAACAGGGGUGGGGGGUGGGCCGGGGCAACAACAGACCGCUGCUGGGAUGGGAGUUGGGGGGGUUCCCAGCAGUGUAGAGAGAGCAGGGGUGGGGAGCGGCCCUGGGGGGGGCAAUACGGGCUCCUUCCUGGGCUCUCUAUUCGGCAGCAAACGCGCCAAACCGCCAAGUCCCCUUAUACCACCGGGGCCACCCUACCCCGCCCCUGUCCCCCCACCCACUACGGGAGGGCCCCCUCCUCACUCCCCAUCAUCUCUGUGCCAGUCAGAGGGGGGCCCUUCCAAGAUCCAGGCCCUGCAUGCUCAGUACUGCCACACGGCCGCCGUGCAGCCCCCUCCCCCCUACUACCAUCACCAUCGCUACCACGUCCAAGCUGGCCCUCCUCCCUUGCCAGGAGGGGGCGUGCCCCCUCAUAUCCUUCAGAGAGGGCCGCUCCCCUGUCGCCCUCCUUUUGGCCCCCCUCACGCCCAGCUCCAGCAGCUGGCCCAUCUCUCCCAGUUUUCCCAGCAUGGCAUGCAGGGUCGCUACGGCAACAUAGCUGUGGGCUGUCCUCCCCCCCUUUCUCCUCACUCCCAACAUUCCCAGAACCCCCAGUUCGCCCUGUACCACACGCAGACCCCACAAUCUAUCAGGGGGUGCGCUGUGCCAAGCAAACCUCCUCUGACUUUGUCUCACUCCCACCCGCACCCCCACGCACACUCCCACACCCACCCCGGGCACCCACUCAGUGCCGCGCCACACCCCACCGCCCACCCACAUCAGUCUCACUUCAUUUUUGGCACGCUGCCCCACCAACAUCAGCACCAGCAGCCGCCCGCCUCCGUCAACGCCCAUCACGCUACGUCCGCCGCCCAGUAUCAGCCCCAGUACCCUCCUCUCUCUUCCAUCCCCCUCCCCCCCACUCCCCUUUACCCCCCUUCUAUCCCCCUUACCCCUCUUACGCCUCUCUGCCCUCACCCCCCCCAGCACCCCGGGCAGCCUCAGCAGGGGCCCCAGGUGACGGGGGCUGGGGCGACUGGCACAGGGGUCAGCUCCAAAUCCAAACCUAUCAACCGGAUCAGCACGGUAGUGUGAGGAACAGAACGUGGGGGCACAGAGGGCAGAGGUCAGAGGGCACGAUGGAGGAAGUGGGCAGAGCUAGGGCCAGGGAUAGAGCCAGGGCUAGUAGAGGUGAGCAGGACAGCAGCAGCAGUAACAACAGCGCCAGUGACAAAAAGAAACGCAACUUAUUUCGCCUCUGCUACUUUCAUCUCCGCUUCCCACACAUGUAGACAGAGAGACCAGAAGAGAUAGUUGGAGCUGGAUAGCAUGCAUAUACCUGAACAUACAAACAUACCUUCACACAUACAGUACAGGACACACAAGCACACACAGGCAGAAUCAACACACAUAAAGCAAGAAACGCCCACAUGUAUGCACACAAAUAUGUUUGUAUAUAGUAUAGGCAAAGGCUAGCGCAAUCAUGCAUAUAACACAUACACUCCGUGGUCAGUUUAUUAGGUACACCCAUCUAGUACCGGGUCGGACCCCACUUUGCCUCCAGAACAGCCUGAAUUCUUCAGGGCAUGGAUUCUACAAGGUGUCGGAAAUGUUCCACAGGGAACAUUUGGCAUCACGCAGUUGCUGCAGAUUGGACGGCGGUACAUUGGGUUUGGUCAGCAACAAUGUUCAGAUAUACUGUGGUGUUCAGUCGUUGCUCAGUUAGUAUCAAGGGACCUAACACCACUGCCACCAGCCUGUACCGUUGACACCAGGCAGGAUGGAUCCAUGGGCUCAUGCUGCUUACGCCAAAUCCUGACUCUGCCAUCAACAUGAUUUACAUUUAAGUCAUUUAGCAGACGCUCUUAUCCAGAGCGACUUACAAAUUGGUGCAAUCACCUUAUAAUAUCCAGUGGAACAACCACUUUACAAUAGUGCAUCUAAAUCUUUUAAGGGGGGGGGGGUUAGAAGGAUUACUUUAUCCUAUCCUAGGUAUGAUGCAACAGGAAUUGGGAUUCGUCGGACCAGGCAAUGUUUUUCCACUCCUCAAUUGUCCAGUGUUGGUGAUCGCGUUCUCACUGGAGCCACUUCUUGUUGUUUUUAGCUGAUAGGAGUGGAACCUGGUGUGGUUGUCUGCUGCAGUAGCCCAUCCGUGACAGAGUUGUGCAUUCCGAGAUGCCGUUCUACACACCACUAUUGUACAGCGCCGUUAUUUGUCUGUCUGUUAGCUUGCCAUUCUCCUUCGACCUCUCUCAUCAACUAGUUUUCGCCCAGAGGACUGCCGCUAACUGGAUGUUUUUGCACCAUUCUCUGUAAACCCUAGACACUUUAGUGCAUGAAAAGCCCACGAGGGCAGCCGUUUCUGAGAUACUGGGUCCGACGUGCCGAUCAUACCAUGCUCAAAGUCACUUAGAUCACUCGUUUUGCCCAUUCUGUUCAAUCGAACAGUAACCAAAUGCCUCGAUGCCUGUCUGCCUACUUUAUAGAGCAAACCACAGCCACGUGACUCACUCUCUGUAGAAACGAUCAAUUUUUGUGAACGGGUGGUGUACCUAAUAAACUGGCCCGUGAGUGUAUACUGCAGUUGUAUAGAGUUUGCGUUGCAGUUUCUCAGGUGUAUUCUAUAAGCUCUCAGCACACACUUAUAAGGGAAAGUCACAGGUAGGAGCAAUGAGGUAGAUUUCUGAAGUUGGCAGCAGGCAGGAAAAAGUAUCACACACACACAAUUAAUCAUUUCUAUAGCCAUAGAACGGAUGCUAGUAGUAAAUGUACAGUAGAGGGCCUGUAAACCAGUGUUUCACUGUCUGAACUAUUAUUGGAAACUCUGGACACUGCCAAGACAUGAGCUUGAAACUGUUUUAAACACAGGUACCAACAUGUAAUUGUGCAACGUUAUUAAUUGGACAAAUCUAGUCUCUCGUAAUGAAGGAAGCAACCAAGAUUUGGUUCUCUGUCGUCGAGAUUAGGAUAAUGCUGACCAAUAGAAAGACCAACCCCACCCACCUGGAGCUGAAAAAGUCUUCAACACUAAAUACAUUCCAGCAGGGUUGUGCAUUGUAAACAGCCAUUGAGGAUAGUUGCAAAAAAUGUCCCUUGACUUUGCAAUAAUUUAUUCAGCUUAAUGUCUUUGUUAAUUUCCAUGGCAGGUCUUCAUCACUGAAAGGUAUCCUUUUUGAAUGUAGACCUCAGAGAAAUGUUGCUUUGUCUUAAACUUUUAUGACUAUUGCACGGUUCAAUAGCAGUCUUAUGCUCUAUGGUCUUCUACAUGUUAAGAGAAGUCAUCUGAUUUCAUAAGAUUUACAUGCAUUCCCUAUGGGGUGUGUGGAUUAAUGAUACUACAAAUCAUAUUUUUGAAUGUUUUUAAGCUUUUUUUGCUGUUGAAUAAAUGUUACAUAUAUACUUGCUAUGAGUAUGAUGAAUAUUGUCUAAUAACAUAACUGUUUUGAUCCAGUGAUUAAUUAUAUAUAAAUAAUUGAUUGAUUGAUUGAUUAGAUGUUUGAUUAUAAAUGAUUAUACAGAGGAUAUAUACACAUGUAUUAAUUCCCUCAUACUUUUGAUAUGUAACGAGGGUGUUAUAAAGUGUGAUUUCUUUUUGUUCUCUAUGAUGAUUGCCAUCGAUAACUUCUAUUAUCAGUUAUUAUUAUUGAUUGUUGAAAAUAUUAGUUCAUAUUUAUAACUUUUUGUUAUAAUAUAGUUGUGUACCCUCUCUAUCUCCCUCCCUUUUUUCUGAACUUGCAGUGGCACAGUGUCUAAAAAUGGGGUCAUUGGAGUCUAAAUUCACCUUAACAGAUAGGGGACCAUUUUAAAUUAUGUUUAUGUAGUCUUAUGUGUUUUGAAUCAACUCUUUCCAGACCCCUUCGAAAUAUCCUCUUAAGGGCUUUGACCUUUGAGCUGGUCAUAUACAAUGACCCUAAUUUAAUUGGUGACCCUGCCGUUUGUGUUCUCUCUAUUAUCAGGAGACUCGCUUACAAGCAUCAGGUCUUGUUGAGUUUCUCACAUGGCGUGUGUUUGGACAGUUUAUGUCUUUGAACAAGCACGCUUUGUAAUGCAGUUUUGUGAUUUUGCACACGUGGUGUCUUAAAGUCAGAAAUUGCAUUCUUUUAAAAACGCUCCUCCCAUACCCCCUUGCCAGUCCUCAGAGAACUCACCACCACCCAAAUACCCUUCACCCCAGCAACCUUACUGAAUGUGCUUGUCAUUAGAUCAAACAAGUUUGCUCAUCUUCUCCUCUAUCAUCUCUGUCGACCCACUUUUUAACCUCCUCUCUCUGUCCUUCUAUUGCACUGUGUUAGAACAAUGCUAGGUUGAAGAAGGGACAAAGGAAGGGACAAAAGGAAAUAAUUAAAUUUUAGGAUGUAAGAUGUAGUUAGAAAUGUUAGACAAUACUUGUUAAAACUAAGAGACAGAUUAACUUUAAAAUCCAGAAUAAGAGUAUGUGUAGUCAGGGAAAAAUAAGAGGUUUUAGGGGUGGUUAAUGUUGAAGCUUUGUGUUGGCUACUUCCUGUCUAAUUUCCUCUGUAUUGUACCUUUGUGACCCCUCUUGCAUGAAUAUAUCUGCACUUAUUGAAUGGAUUGUACUGUAUAAAUAUGAAUGUACAUAUUAUAUUACAAAUACUUAAUAACUUUGGAAAUAAAUAUUUCCAUUUUGUUAUUAAGGUGUGUGCCUGUGCGCGUGUGAGCGUGCAUGCCUGCGUGUGUGAGAAAGAAAGAGGAGCAGGGGGACUUUGGUCCGAUUUAAUUAUUUUUAUUUUAGACUGAAGGUUAGAUAAUAAAUUAGAGUACUGAAAUGUUUGUAUGUCAGAGCACUAAUUGAUAUUAUUUUAAACAUACAACAAGUAUGAUCCUAAGAAUUUAAUUUGUGUAUGUAGUAAGUGUAAACUGAAAGAAUAGAGAAUUGAGAUGUGAAUAUUUAUUGCUUCUGACAUAUUAAAAAGUGUCCUUGCAGUGA